Messenger RNA from Pseudocercospora fijiensis CIRAD86, 2979 nucleotides. RefSeq lists its product as uncharacterized. Gene Ontology annotation, molecular function: gamma-tubulin binding; microtubule minus-end binding. The record is from RefSeq and is a predicted model, not a curated record. Gene Ontology annotation, biological process: mitotic cell cycle; meiotic cell cycle; cytoplasmic microtubule organization. The transcript has a single exon. The coding region runs from base 1 to 2799 and encodes 932 amino acids. NCBI's taxonomy places the organism in Eukaryota, Fungi, Ascomycota, Dothideomycetes, Mycosphaerellales, Mycosphaerellaceae. Gene Ontology annotation, cellular component: centrosome; equatorial microtubule organizing center; mitotic spindle pole body.
AUGUCGAAGUCGCAAGAAGAGCGCAUCGAAAGUGCAAUUCAGUCAUUGCUAGAACGGCUCGUGCCCGCACAGCAACCCGGCGAAGCUGAAGAACGCGCCGACCAAAGAUGGGAAGACGCAAACACCGCAACGACUGAAAUCCUCUCGAGCGCGCCGACUAACCAGCUACCCGCCGACGACGUGCCCCAGGCGGCGGACUUGAUAAGAGCCAAGCUACUGCGCGAAAACGCAAGUCCUGAGAAGGCGGCUGCGUUCAGUAACCUGUAUUCGCGAUUGCUUGCGCAGCCAGUGCUGAAUAACAAAUGGCAAAUCCUCUACUUCUUGCUGAAAGUGAGUGAAGGCGAACAGACCAACGGGUAUGGACAUGGGCAUGAUGAGCAUGGACAGGAGGAAGGCAUGCUGCAGGUAGAUCAGUCGAUCCAACGGCAGGAUAGCGAAGCCGAGCUCUACGAGGAGAAGAAUGAAGUCUUCGACGAGGCGUUUGCUAGAAAUGGUCUCCCUAGGGUCCCGACAGACAGCACAAGCACUCGGACGCCAACGAGAGAUAGAGAGAAGCCUGUGCCGACAAGACCGCGCCCCCAACAGACACAAGUGGCUUCUGCUCCUGUACCGAAUUCUCAGCCUAGGAAAGCAAUGGACGGUCUCGAGCCCGCGGAGUCUGCUCUCUUGCGAGAUCUGCCCUUCACCUUGCAAGGCUUGUCAUCGACGCACUUGCCCUUCGCCGACAAGAAGUCUUUGCAGCUUCCCACCACUCUGCCUGUGCCAAUUAUAGCCCUUCUCCACCAGCUUGCCGAACCUUCUCUGCUUUACAAGUCGUUGGCAGAAUUUAUAGAGUCGCAGGAAGGAGGUCUUGUUGGUCAAAGUCUGCGUUCGGCCAUUGGACAGGAAUUACGUUCCUACUUGAGCCUCGUCGCGACCUUGGAGGGUCAAAUACGACGAGCGCUCGCGCAACUAGACGAGAACGCGCCCGAUCGUGGCUUGGGCAAGGCAGGCGUGACACUCAAGCGAUGUGUGGUCUGGACUCGAGAGGCGACUCUUGGUCUGCGGCUCAUGAGUAUGAUGGUUGAAGCUGUGCGAGGCAAGAAGGGCGGCGAGCUGAUCACACUCAUUCACAACUUCUCAUCGCAACAUGGAGAUCCUUUUGUCCACAGUUUCGCAGAAAGACUGCUUCCGCAGAUUACGAGGCCAUUCUACCACAUGCUGCAAGCUUGGAUUUACAAUGGCGAAUUGGAAGACCCUCACAAGGAGUUUUUCGUCAUUGAGAACCACGACUACGAAGACGGCGGUGCAACUAGUGUCUGGCAAGACAAAUAUCGCGUGCAAGAGAACAUGAUACCAUCGAUCACUGCGGCAGAUUUUGCAACGCGAGUCUAUCUGAUAGGCAAAUCCUUGAACUUCAUCCGCUAUGCCUGUGGAGACAGCGCUUGGGUGGAGUCGUACAGCAAAUCCGCGACGCGAGAGCUGAAAUAUGGCGACACGGCAACAUUAUCUUCUAGCAUUGACGAGGCUUACAAAACUGUCAUGGCGCGUCUGAUGACACUCCUCGAGUCGAAAUUUGCACUGUCGUCACAUCUUCGCGCCAUGAAGAAAUAUCUGUUGCUGGGCCAAGGUGACUUCAUAGCCUUGCUCAUGGAAUCCUUGGCGCAAAAUCUGGAUAGACCGGCGAACAGCCAAUAUCGACAUACCUUGACAGCGCAACUAGAGCACGCCAUUCGCAACUCAAACGCCCAGCACGAUAGCGCCGAUGUACUUAGGAGGUUAGACGCUCGCAUGUUGGAGCUGAGCCACGGCGAAAUAGGCUGGGACGUUUUCACUCUCGAGUAUCGCGUUGAUGCUCCUUUAGACGUUAUUGUCACGCCAUGGGCAGGCAGGCAGUAUCUCAAGGUGUUCAACUUCCUCUGGCGUGUCAAGCGCGUUGAGUUCGCCCUUUCGUCAACUUGGCGGCGACUACAGACGGGUGCUCGAGGCGUUUUGGGCGCGGUGGGCGAUAAACUCGGAGCCGACUGGAAGGUCGCAAGGGGUCGGCUUGCAGAGAUGAUUCAUUUCAUUGAUCAAUUGCAAUACUACGUCCUCUUCGAGGUGAUCGAGAAAGGAUGGGCAGAUCUGCAAAAGAACAUUCGCAAGCCGGAUGCCACGCUGGACACACUCAUCGACGCCCACGCAGAGUAUCUCCGCAAUAUUACGCGGAAGGGACUGCUAGGUGCCUCGGGCAUGGUCGGUCUCGAUUUCACGACACAGUUGCAUGAACUGUUCAAAUUGAUGCUCGCAUAUCGCGACUCGUUGGACAGCCUAUACUCUUACAGCGUGGCCGAGUUUACUCGGCGUCAGGAUCUGGCCGCUCGUAUCGAGACACGUACCAGAGCAGGAAGAUGGGGUAUUACUGAGGCCGACGAGGAUACAGCGCAACAAUCACCGCUCUUCCCCAGCUCCAGCUCCACGCGAUCCAGACUACGCGAGCGUGAGACCGAUUCUCCUAUCCCGCCUUUAUUGCCGCUGCAAGGGGGUCUCGAAGGCGAACGGAAUAUGCUAGCGGCACUUCGACAACGAUUGAACAGUCUCGAAGCGGAGUUCAAGAGCAAAGUCAAUAUACUGCUUGGAGACUUGGCGUACCAACCCGAUAGCGACAUGCGAUUUUUAGCGAUCGCCAUGAACUUUAACGAUGUGUAUACUCCGGCUAAGAGACGCCGAGCAAAGCCAGGACCAGAGAAGGACAAGACUACGAUGAGGACCGCAAGUAUUGCCACGGCGAGUACAGCUGCGAGAGCUAGUACCAGAGGAGAAGACGGCAACAGUGCCUGAUUAGGAUCUUCAGGUGCAUGGGCAACAAUCCCGGCCUGAUGCUGUGUGGUUGGCUGUAAGCAUCCUGAAGAAGCGCACGGCAUUAUCAAAGCAUUGCUUGAAUGUGGAGUGAGAUAUGACGCUUUAUUCACUUUUGUAUGAUCAGACUCCAAUGCUCAGAGGUCACUGCAUGCUAUAGAG